Messenger RNA from Lachancea mirantina, 174 nucleotides. The record is from the annotation of a GenBank genome assembly. NCBI's taxonomy places the organism in Eukaryota, Fungi, Ascomycota, Saccharomycetes, Saccharomycetales, Saccharomycetaceae.
AUGUCAGGCAGAUUCGGUAUUCCUGGGGCUGCACCAGCGCCCAAACAGCCUUCGCGGUUCCAGCAGUUCAAAGAGACGCCCGCAUACCCAAUUUUGGUCAACGUGAGCCUGUUCAUCGCGGGCGUCGCGUUCAUUCAGUCGCCUCUCAUGGAGAUGAUGGCGCCACAGCUGUAG